AUGAAUUCUGUGCGGCAAGUUGACGAACUUGUCAAAGAAUAUUUGCUGUUUAGAGGAUUCUCAAAUACUUUUCGCGCAUUCGAACAAGAUUGUCGAAACGAUAAAGACAAAGGUUUUCAAGCCGAUAAAAUCAUUGAAGAAUUAAAUUCUUAUAUUACAUCUAGUGAUAUUAAUGGAUUACUGGAUUAUUGGAAAUACCUUGAUUUAAGAUAUUUUUCUCGUCUAGAUGCAAGAUUUUUUGGAAGCGUAAAAAAAUUUGAAACUAGUUUAUUAAGAUAUUAUCUUGUUUAUGCAACGCAACAAAAGCGAAGAGAUAAGCUCAUCGAAUUUUUUGAUACUUUUGGAGCAGAGUUAAUUGGAAAUCCUGAAUGGUCAAAAUGGUUUGGCUUGCCAUUCUCAAAACACCCAGCUGCAGAUCCAAGCUUCGAAACAUUUUUCACAAAACAGUGGUUAGAUAAAUUCACUAUGUCUCUACAUAAUUUCCUAAAUACCAUAUUUAAACAUAUGCCGCUACCAAGUUUAUUAUGUUUUAAUCUUGAUCGAUUGCGUCGAAGAGCACUUCAAAAUGAAAUUGAGUCUCUCAAAACAGAAUUAGAGAAUGGUGACACAGAGAUUAUAUCGCUUAAACAAAAAGUUGCUCAACGCGAUUUAGCAGGAAGUCGACGGCAAAGUUGUGAUAAUUUACGCGAGAAAAAUGAAAAAGAUUUAAAUCAUCACGAUGUAUCUCGUUUAACUUUAACUUCGAAUGAAGUUAAUUUGUCAUCACUUUCAAGAUCUACAACGCCAAGUGGGAAACACGAAACAGGGUCACUUCAAAAUGGCAUAAAGACGCCAACAGAUGAGCGAAGCAUGUCGCCUAUAUCAGAAUAUGAUACGGAUGAAUUUGAAUUAAGGAAUGGACAUGCAAAUGCAAAUCCCUUUACUGUCACGAGUCAGGAAUUAUUCUUGGAAAAUUCAUCAGGAAUAUCUGUGGCAAAAUUUUCACAUAAGGGUGAUUUAAUUGCAAGUUGUGAUGUGGAUAAUAUUAUUAGGAUAUGGAGUUACACGGGAACAUCACCUACAUUGAAGCUUAGUAAUCUAAAUUCUAAUAUAUUAAGUUUAGAAUGGGAAGCGAGAUCAGACAAACUUUUAUUAUAUGGUACGGACGAACGACUGGUUAAAGUUUAUAAUAAAGAGAACAGGUCAAUUGUUCAUGAAUUCCAAAUGGAUGAUCGAUUUCCGAGCUGUUCACCGGUGGAAUCAUUAUUUGCAUGUUCAGGGUCACCAAGAUCAAUUGAUGAUGCUUGUAUCAAAAGUGUAACGGGAUCUUUAAUUACUUGGAAUUUAAAAACAAUGACUAUACAAGAUAAAUUUAUGUUUGAAGCCUCAUCAAAUUCACCAUCUUCGUUACCUUUAACACCGAUAGAAACCAUUAAAUUUAAUCACAAUGGUCAAAUGUUGGUAACAGGAGAUAAAUCUGGUGGUAUAAGAAUAUUUGAUAUUCGAACAUUAACACCAAUCAUGAAGUGGAAUAUUUCUUCUGCAAGUAAAAGUGGUGGCAAUAGCGUUAUUUGUUCAUCUCAAUAUAGUUUUGACGAGAAUUCUAUAUAUGUAGUUGAGGAGUCGGGAGAGUUAUCACAAUGGUCAGUUCAUAAACCUGGAUUGGCUAUAUCACAAUCGAAACUACAAGGGUUUCCACCAACUAUACCAACAACUUUAAUUAAUUUUACUCCUACAUCAACCAAAACAUUUCGUAAACGUACAACAUCAAUGUCAUCAGUUCGUUCAACGAAAUCCACAAGAUCAACCUCUUCAAUACCUUCAAUUGUGAUUGGCACUGAAACUAUAUCACAUUAUACACCGACUUCACGCGUCCCAAUGGUAGCAUUUAGCGGCGAUACUGAUUAUUUAGUAUGUGUUGGUGGUAAUGACGGAACUCAAGGUGUUAUUUAUCAGACAUCUAAUGGAGAUCGAGUUCAAGAAUUGACAUCACAUAAACAAUAUUUAACAACCGUUGAUUGGACCAAUACGACUGGAAAUACUAUCUUAACUGCCGCAAUAGAUGGUACUGUUAGAUGGUAA
Funneliformis caledonium is the source of this 2061-nucleotide messenger RNA. NCBI's taxonomy places the organism in Eukaryota, Fungi, Glomeromycota, Glomeromycetes, Glomerales, Glomeraceae. The record is from the annotation of a GenBank genome assembly.